Molecule: messenger RNA, 2531 nt
Organism: Micropterus dolomieu (smallmouth bass)
Lineage: Eukaryota; Metazoa; Chordata; Actinopteri; Centrarchiformes; Centrarchidae
Product: proteinase-activated receptor 2-like
Exons: 2
Coding region: 65-1198 (377 amino acids)
Biological process (GO): blood coagulation; positive regulation of Rho protein signal transduction; thrombin-activated receptor signaling pathway
Cellular component (GO): membrane
Molecular function (GO): thrombin-activated receptor activity
Source: RefSeq, a predicted model, not a curated record
CGAAGAGGAGCAACUCAGCCGCACCCAAGGAGCUGGAUAUUGUUUUUAACCGCUAUUGGCUGUCAUGACUUUGAGGACGCGUUGGAUUCAAAGGCUCAUCCUUUUGUGUUGCGUGCAUACUUGCCUGUCGCAAAUAGAAGAGAGAGGCUUCACCGGUAUAGAGACCAAAGAGGGGGUGUCGGUCAGCUCCCAAGCCAAAAAAGUCCUGAGCAGUUAUCUUACAACCAUCUUCCUGCCAAUCAUCUACAUCUUCGUGUUUGUUGUGGGUCUGCCCACCAACGCCAUGGCAAUCUGGGUUUUCCUCUUCAGGACCAAAAAAAAGCACCCAGCAUCGAUUUACAUGGCAAACUUGGCUCUGGCUGACCUGCUCUUUGUCAUCUGGGUCCCCGUAAAAAUAGCCUACCACAUCAACGGCAACAACUGGAUCUACGGAGAGGGGUUGUGCAAAGUGAUGGUGGCAUUUUUCUACGCCAACAUGUACUGCUCCAUCUCCUUCAUCACCUGUAUAAGUGUUCAGCGUUACUGGGCUGUGGUUCACCCGCUCACCCAUCAGAAAGACAACCGUGUAGCUUUUGCCAUCUCCAUCACAGUCUGGGUGGUGGUCUGGCUUCUCACGAUCCCUCUCUACCUGUAUGAUCAACAGGUCCGUGCGACAAACCUCAACAUUGUCACCUGCCAUGACAUCACGAGGCCCAGUCAGAAGAAAAUAGCAGCGGGCUACUUCCUGACAAUGGGAACUUUGGGUUUUAUUGUUCCAACGGUUGUGUGCAUCGUAUCCUACAUCCUCAUGCUCAAGGCUCUCAGAAACAGCAUGGUGGAUCCAGCCAUUGCCAAGAAGCGGCGAAAGGCUGUGGUCUUGAUCGUCACCGUGUUGGUGAUGUUUUUAGUGUGCUUCACCCCCAGUAAUAUCAUGUUGCUGGUGCACUACAUCCUCCUCCUGGCUCAGGCUCCCAACAACUUGUAUGGAUUUUACAUCACCACCCUGUGCUUGGCGAGUCUCAACAGCUGUAUUGACCCUUUUGUCUACUACUUCAUCUCUGAGGACUUUAGGGAGCAUGUGAAGAACACGUUCCUCUGCAGGAGUGAGCGGACGGUGGAGAGGAUGAGGAUCUCCUUUAGUGCUCUGAAGUUCUCCAAGAAGAGCAACACAUAUACAACUGAAACAGGGAACACUCAGAGCACUGAGUGUGUUGCUUAAAAAGCUAAUUACUGAUCAUUAAACUUCCCUCAGGCAUAAAAUAAUUUUCAAAUCUGCUGUGACUUAUGUGAGGAAAGUUAGGAGGGCCAUCUGUGGCAAAUACCACCUAGAAGCUUUGAGCUGUCUAAGUUACUGCUUUUUUAUUUUUGUGGAAAAAUGUUUAUAUAUAUCUUUUGAUAAUAUAACUUUUAUUUAAUGCACUUUGGUUGAUGCAGUCUGCUGCAGUUCAGUUUCAUUUCACUGUGAUGAAUGGUCAUUUUUAAUGUGUUAGAUCUUUCAGUCCACGCUGCCAUUCUGUCAGCUUUUUGAUGUGCCAGAAAGCUAGAGACCUAAAAUGAGCAGCCAUUUAGCAUGUUGUGUGAUACAUGAUACAAGCUUUACAUAUGUGUGUGUGUGUGUGUGUGUGUGUGUAUGUGUGUGUGUAUAUGUAUGUAUGUAUGUAUAUAUAGAUAGAUAGAUAGAUAGAUAUAGUAUAUUUUCAGUUGUAUUUUUUACUCAUUUAACUACAUUUUUGAGUUUGUCAAAAGUAACAAUUUUUCCCGACACACUAUCUGCAGGUCUUAUUUUUUAUUUACCAGAUAUACUUUUUUCUUUUUGUCUGUUGUACACCUCUAAACCGAAAGUGGGAUUGUUGUGACAGUGGAUUGUGCUACAAGAGGCUGUUUAAUCCCUUUUUAUGUAGUUUCAUUCAGCACCAUCAGACCUGCAGCAAACACUCCUGCAGCUGCAGCAGUUAGUUCAUCCUCUCAUAAUGGGCAAGUGUUGCCUUUAGCAAAGAAUUAAUAAAUUAAUAAUUUUUAAUUGGUUAAUCCGUUUAUUUAAUAAUGCCACUUAUCGAGAUCCACAUUGUCGCAAUUUUAACUUAUUAUAUGAUUAGGAAUUAUUGUUAUAUACUGAAAAAAGUGUGAUAUAGUAAUAAAUCUUUUUAUGCCAAGAGAGAGACCACAUGAUCUAACAGGGUGUGUGUGGGAGAAACAGUCAUGAAAAGACAAAUAUGAUCUGUACAAACUUGUUACAGAGGACAUUUAGUUUCAUAACAUUCAUUUUAUUUUUUACAUCUAUAGUGCCCCUCUGUGUGAGUUCUGUAGUCAAAAGUUGAAAAUAGAACUGAAAUAAUAAAUAAGAGAAAUAAUCAGUAAUAACUGAUUAAUUGUUUCUAUUGUUUUUCAAGUAACAAUACCAGUAAUGUUAUGGUUACAGAGAAUUUGCUGUUUUUCUAUGCCUAUAUUAAAGUGAACUGAAUGUAUUUGCGUUUGGUACUUUUGGUUGGACAAAAUUAGACACUUUUUCACUGUUUUGUGAUGUUUAAAGAAACCAAUCAGAUUUAUUAAUA